Messenger RNA from Amphiprion ocellaris (clown anemonefish), 7320 nucleotides. Its product is annotated as E3 SUMO-protein ligase ZBED1-like. Lineage: Eukaryota; Metazoa; Chordata; Actinopteri; Pomacentridae. The transcript has 2 exons. The record is from RefSeq and is a predicted model, not a curated record. Bases 999 to 2147 code for a protein of 382 amino acids.
UCCCAGCUGAGCUCCGCAGGAGGAGGAGAGGAUGCCGGGCAGGACUGAAGUGUAGGGAGAAGAGGAGAUGCUACAAGCCGUCCGUUCCAUCCAUAAUAAUGGGGAAUGUGAGGUCUCUCCCAAAUAAGAUGGAAGAACUGACGGCGCUGACCAGGCUGCAGUGGGAGUAUAGGGAGAGCAGCCUCAUGAUGUUCACGGAGUCAUGGCUGAACGAACUCACUCCGGACUCACUUUUAACUCUGGACGGAUUCCAUCUGCUAAGAGAAAGGGUGGGGGCCUCGUGAUGUAUGUGAAUGAGAGAUGGUGUAAUGCUGGACACAUUAGCGUUAAAGAGCAGCUCUGCACUAAGGAUGUAGAAUUACUGGCGGUCAGUCUGCGUCCGUUCUAUCUGCCCCGGGAGUAUUCACAUGUAAUAGCCAUUACUGUGUACCAAGGUUAUAAUCAUUAAUGAAAACUAACGAAAUAACGAAAACUAGAAAUGAAAAAACAUUUUCGUUAACUGAAAUAAAAUAAAAACGAAGCUUUAUUAAUAAACGAUAACUAACUGAAACUGUAAUAGAGUCCUUACAAAACUAACUAAAAGUAACUAAAAUUAUAGAGAAAUUGUCUGUAGUUCUUGUAUUUGUGAACUGUCAGCAGGAGACAACAGCACAUCCCGUGACGUGUCUGUGUCUCCGUGUUGCCGUCUUUCCAUCCAGUCGCAGACAGGCGGGUCUACACCAUGACCCGCUGCAUGGCAGCGAGAGUCAGGAGAAAGCGCCAAACUCCUAUUUGGGAUUAUUUUGAGUAUGACUGUGUGUCAGAUAAGAGCAAAUGCCAUGUGGUGGAACGUGGUGAAAUAUGUGGCGCAUUUCUGAAAGGUAAAAACCCCACGAAUCUUAAAGUGCAUUUAAAAAGCUCGCAUAAGGAGGCUAACCUAGCUUACAUUGAAGCGGUGAGGGAAAACGCCCGACCCCCCCUCGACGGAAACACAGUCCAACUCCUGGCCAGGCGACAUCAUGCAGCCCGAGACAACAUCACAGAAAACACUUGUCCAGUGCUUCCAGCGGCGACCCGACAGCUGCUGGUCAGUGAACUCACAAGAACACCACAAGCGAGAGGAAGCACUGGUAAACCUGUUCACUGAGACAGGUAUGUCUACAAGACUGUGUGAGCAGCCUUCCUUUAGGAAGUUCAGCAGCUUGCUCAAACCGACAUUCAAAACACCCGGAGCUGCAAGACUAAAUGGUCUUAUUGGGGCUAAAAUGGAUACGGCUAAGCAGCAACUUAAAGAGAUCAUAAAGGAAGCGAGAAAGCUAAUGUUAUGUGUAGAUGGCUGGAGCAAACGAGGACUGACAGCAUCUUUCAUGGGUGUGUCAGCUUGUUUCUACCAUCCGCCUGGAGGUAAAGUUCACCAUGUACUGCUAAACCUGCACCGAAUGGAGCACCCACAUACCGGGGAGGCCACUGCCUGCUGCAUUGAUCAGACUUUAGAUGCAUGGAAUAUAGGAGAAGACAGAGUGCUGCUUGUUGUGGCAGAUAACGGUGCCAACAUAGUCAAGGCUGUGCGGAUGCUUCGACAUGAAGACCUUGGCGUUCCUCAGGCCCAACCAGGAGGUCCAGGAGACGGACAGCAUGAACAGUGGAUGGAGUCAGACUCAGAGGAAGAGUCAGAUGAGGGUGAAGAGAGCAUAGGCUUCGAAGAUGGGGAGCACAACAAGUUCCAGAGAAUGUCAUGCUUGGCCCACACCCUUCAACUCACACUGAAAGAUGCCAUGAAGCACCCAAGCGCUGAUUCACUCAUAGUGAAAGCAAGAAAGCUGGUACAUGCUAUAAGGAAAUCAUCAGUGGCAAAUGAAGAGUUGAUCAAAAGAUGUGGCAAAACGCUGGUCCGGGACUGUAGCACGCGCUGGAACAGCACCUAUGAUAUGCUUAAAAGACUGCUAGAUAUCAGAGCUGAACUAAACCAACUACUUGAGGAGCUGGGCAUGGACACACUUCUCGCAAGUGAUUGGGCUAAGAUGGAGAACCUUAUCAAACUGUUCGAGCCAUUUCCCAUUCACACAGACCAGCUUCAGAGUGACAGUCAGUCUCUCUCACAAGUAGUGCCAUGCCUGCUCAACCUUGAGGCACAUCUGCAGAUGAAUCUGAGGAAUCAGUUAGCCUAAGUGCUGCUGAAGUCUUUGCGAGAACGUUUUGCAAGCAUUCUUAGCCCUGACUCCACACAGUUUGAUGCUACACCAGCAGGAGCCUGCUUAAUGGAUCCAGGGGUGUCACUGGUUCUUCAAACAGCAGAUGCCACACCACUGAAGAGGGCUGCACAGUCCUUUGUGCAGAACCUGGCAGCCCAGUAUUACCCAGCUACUUCUGCUCAGCAUCAAGUUGCAGGGCCCACUGUUCUUCUUAAGUACCGUUUCCUUGCUUCCCGUAUGGAGAGCAACAUGUCACCUACAAAUCGGCCUAAUCUGAGUGAUAGUGUGUUAACAGAAAUGGAGAAGUAUCUCAAUGACGUCAAACAGGGUGUGUUUAAUGAGACACCAUUGGAGUUCUGGAGGUCCAGAGAGGCUGUCUAUCCAAAACUUGCCGCUGUGGCGUUGGAUGUCGUUAGUGCUCCUGCAUCACAAGCCUUUGUGGAGCGCAUCUUCUCUGUGUGUGGAUUGCUGUCAUCUGGUCUAAGAAACAGAACAACCACAUCUCUGGAGAAACACGUUUUCCUCAAGAUCAACAAGAAGUUGUUGCUUGACUGAAUUACACUUGUCUUUCUGUUUCUUCCCCACCUACAGAGACAAAUACGGUUCACUCUUUCACAAUGCAGGGACUCUUUUUGUUUACAUUGGACACAAAACUGUGGAAGUUAGCACAGAAAGGUAAAGCGCAUAAGCUUCCAGCUUCCAGUGAAUAUGCACUUUAGGGGUCCAAAAUGAAGUUUUUUUGCUGUUGUUGUAUUGUUGCUCAAGGCUGCACCCUGUGUAGAUAGUCUAGAUAUGUGUACCCAUAUCUAAAUUUUAGGUACAGUUGGUGUUGGAGUGUUCAAGUCAAUACAUCUUCUUAAAUAGUAUGUGUUCUUGAGUUUUCAUUACCCAGUACUUUUUCCUAUCUUUUUUUUAAUGUCAUCACUGAAGAAUAGUCCAUAUUACAAAAAACUAAAACUAAUACUAAAACUAAUAAAAACUAAACUAAAACUAUGCAACAUGUAAAAACUAAAAACUAAACGAAACUAGCAAAGAUGGAUAAAAAACUAAUUAAAACUAAACUGAUAUUGGAGACGUAAAGUGAAAACGAAAUAAAAAUAAAAACUAAUGAAAAAUUCAAAACUAUUAUAACCUUGCUGUGUACAUCCCUCCCUCUGCUGAUGCAGCUGCAGCCUGUGAACUCAUCCACAGUGUAGUGUCCCAGCUGCAAACAUCUCACCCUCAGUCUCUUAUCAUCAUCUCAGGAGACUUUAAUCAUGCAUCGCUCUCUGCCACUCUCCCCACGUUCACCCAGUACGUGACCUGCCAUACCAGAGACAAUAAAACCCUGGACCUGCUGUAUGCAAACAUCAAGGAUGCAUACAGCUCCUCCCUCCUCCCCCAGCUGGGCCAAUCAGAUCACAACCUGGUGAGACUGCAGCCCAUUUACAUACCUAUGGUGAAGAAACAACCCCCCACCAUCAGGUAUGUGAAGAAGUGGUCUGACGAGGCCACUGAGGCGCUGCAGGACUGCUUUGAGACCACAGACUGGGAUGUGCUGUGUGGUCCACACGGGGAGGACAUCGAUGCACUGACAGACACUGUUACGGACUAUAUCAACUUCUGUGCAGAGAACAUCGUACCGACCAGGAAAGUACGGUGUUUCUCUAACAGCAAACCCUGGGUGUCCCUGGAACUGAAGACCCUGCUGAAGGAGAAGAGGAGGGUUUUUGGAUCUGGGGACAAAGAGGAGCUGAGGAGGGUGCAGAAGGAGAUAAAGAAGAAGAUCAAGGCGGACAAGGCCAGCUACAGGACCAAGAUGGAAUCUCACCUGCAGGACAAUAACACAAGGGAGGUCUGGAGAGACCUGAGAUCCAUCUCUGGUUACAGCAGAGGCCAUGAGAGGGGAGCUGCAGCAGGAGGCCAGGAGUGGGCCAAUGAGCUGAAUCUGUUCUUUAACAGAUCUGACUCUGCUCCCACUCCUCCCCCCUCUCAUCAAAGCACCGACCAGCAAGCUCCUUCUUCACACCUCAGCUCUCUACCACCAACACCACCAACAGCACCCCUCCUCCGACCCCCGUCUUCUACCACCUCCGGACUCCACAUACAGCCCCAUCACCCCUCCUCGUCUCACCCCCCACCACCACCAUCACUCCUCCUCCUGCCACCCUCCCCCUGCCUCUCCAUAACAGCUGAUCAGGUGAGAAGUGAGCUUAAAAAGAUCAAAACCAGGAAAGCUGUAGGUCCUGAUGGAAUCAGCUCCAGGCUCCUUAGAGACUGUGCAGACCAGCUCUGUCAGGUGCUGCUGCACAUCUUUAACCUGAGCCUGAGUCUGGAGAGGGUUCCUCUGUUAUGGAAGACUUCCUGCCUGGUUCCUGUCUCUAAGACCAGGAACCCCAGGGAGCCUAACCACUUCAGACCUGUGGCCCUCACUUCUCACCUGAUGAUAAGAUAAGAUAAGAUAAGAUAAAGUUCUUUAUUUCUCCCCACUCCAGGGGAAAUUUACAUUGAAGACCAUGGAGAGGAUCGUCCUCAAGAACCUCCGUCCCCAGGUGAGCCAGUAUCUGGAUCCACUGCAGUUCACCUACCAACCGAACAUUGGAGUGGAUGAUGCAGUUGUCUACCUGCUGCACAGAUCACUGACUCACCUGGAGAAACCCAGCAGCACUGUGAGGGUCAUGUUCUUUCACUUCUCCAGUGCUUUCAACACCAUCCAGCCUUCUCUGCUCAGGGUGAAGCUUGAAGGAGCGGGAGUAGACUGUCACCUGGCUGCUUGGGCCAUCGACUACCUCACCAACAGACCACAGUACGUGAGGCUUCAGGACUGUGUGUCUGAUGUGGUAGUCGGCAGCAUGGAGGUCCACAGGGGACAGUCUGUCCUCCUUUCUCUUCAUCCUGUACACAUCAGACUUCCACCAUAAAAUUUGCACAGACAUUAUUGCACUGCUACAGCUUCGCACUUUUUAAACUCAUUUUUUAAGCCACUUUAUACUGCAUUGUCUUUACAGUGUGUCUGUACUAUACUAUUUCAUCCUCAUUUCUCAUCCCUGUACAUAUUGUAAAUAUUAUUACUACUGUUCUAUUAUUAUUUUAUUUCUAUUACGUCUAUUGCUACAUAAGCUGCUGUAACAAUGUGAAUUUCCCCUGGCGUGGGGAGAAAUAAAGGACUUAUCUUACUUAGUAGGAAUAGUAAUAGUAGUUAGCAUAUUAUCUUGACCUGGGACAUAUUAGCAUUAGCUUCAGUCUGAUAGCAUGAUAUGAUGACCUGGGACGUAUUAGCAUUAGCUUUAGUUUGUUAGCAUUAUAUGAUGACCUGGCACAUAUUAGCAUUAGUUUUGGUUUGUUAGCAUGACAUCAUGACCUGUAACCUAUUAGCUUUAGCUUCAGUCUGUUAGCAUGAUAUCAUGACUGAGGACAUACUAGAUUGACAAUGUUCAUUUUGUCGCUUACUUAUAUUUGAUUAUCAAUUAUUUUUAUCCAACAAAGUUAGCAAGGGUGAUCGUUUUACCUUGCUGACAUAUACUAGCAUUAGCUUCAGUCUGUUAGCAUGAUGUCCUGACCUGGGACUUAUUAGCAUUAGUUUUAGUUUGUAGCAUGAUAUGAUGACCUGUAACCUGCUAGCUUUAGCUUCAGUCUCUUAGCAUGAUAUCUUGAUCUGGGACCUUUCAGCCUGAGCUUUAGCCAUGUUAACUUUGCAACCAGUUACCUGUAGUCUGUUAGCAUGGUAUCAAGACCUGUAACCUGUUAGCUUUAGUUUUGAUCAUUACCAUGAUAACAUGAUCAGUGGCCAGCUAGCAUUAGCUUCCUUCUGUUAGCAUGAUAUCAUGACCUGGGAUUUAUUAGCAUUACUUUUAGUUUGUUAGCAUGACAUGAUGACCUGUAACAUGCUAGUUUUAGCUUCAGUCUGUUAGCAUGAUGUCAUGACCUGGGACAUAUUAGCAUUAGUUUUAGUUUGUAGCAUGAUAUGAUGACCUGUAACCUGCUAGCUUUAGCUUCAGUCUCUUAGCAUGAUAUCUUGAUCUGGGACCUUUCAGCCCUAGCUUUAGCCAUGUUAACUUUGCAACCAGUUACCUGUAGUCUGUUAGCCUGGUAUCAAGACCUGUAACCUGUUAGCUUUAGUUUUGAUCAUUAGCAUGAUAACAUGAUCAGUGGCCAGCUAGCAUUAGCUUCCUUCUGUUAGCAUGAUAUCAUGACCUGGGAUUUAUUAGCAUUACUUUUAGUUUGUUAGCAUAAUAUGAUGACCUGUAACAUGUUAGUUUUAUCUUCAGUCUGUUAGCAUGAUGUCAUGACCUGACACCUGUUAGCAUUAGCUUCAGCCUGUUAACAUGAUGUCAUGACCUGAAACCUGUUAGCUUUAGUUUCAGUCUGUUAGCAUGAUGACAUGACCUGGAACCUGCUAGCUUUAGCUUCAGUCUGUUAGCAUGAUAUCAUGACCUGAAAGCUGUUAGCUUUAGUUUCAGUCUGUUAGCAUGAUGUCAUGACCUGAAACCUGUUAGCUUUAGCCUCACUAAUUACCUGCUCUUCUCUACAAUCUAACUAAACUCCCUGUCAGUUUUCCAGUCAGUACAAUAACUGGCUCCAGUUAAAAAGGUUUUAUAAGUUCAUUAGCAUCUGUUUACAUGUCAGAAUAUCUUCUAAAUCUAAUAUUAAGCAGCUGAUGACUAAAUCAGAUCCAUUAGGUUUAAACAUUUUCCUGUUUUACUGCAGAUCAUUUACAUGUUUGUACAUAUUCAAAGGUAAAUCUGUAGAAUUAUUCUCAGCCCGCUCCUCUUGGUUAAAUACAUGAACAUAUGUGACCAUGGAGUGUUUUUACAGUGCAGGGAUGUUUUACAGUGAAGGGCAAGCGAGCAGAGAGGGAGGCAGUGAUGACAUCAGCUGGAGGAGGAGGAGGAAAACAGCAUCCUUCAUCAGACCGAGAGGAGAGAGGAAGAGGACGCCAGGAAACACGGUGAAGAAGAAGAAAAAGAGACGGGACGAGAGACACUGAUACAGACAGACUGACAGACAGAGAGAGAAAGAGACAAGCAGGAGUCCGUAACGUCCUCUGGGCCUGAGUCAGUGUGUGUGUGUGUGUGUGUGUGUGUGUGUGUGUGUGUGUGUGUGUGUGUGAUCAGCUGACUGGAACACACGUCGGUGGGCGGAGCCAUGAUGGGGAAGGAUUACAUGUUGG